Molecule: messenger RNA, 1376 nt
Organism: Spinacia oleracea (spinach)
Lineage: Eukaryota; Viridiplantae; Streptophyta; Magnoliopsida; Caryophyllales; Amaranthaceae
Product: peptide chain release factor PrfB3, chloroplastic
Exons: 6
Coding region: 68-1312 (414 amino acids)
Biological process (GO): translational termination
Source: RefSeq, a predicted model, not a curated record
AUCAAACGGAUAAGGCCAUAAGGGUAAUGGUAAAUUAUAGCAACCCAACUGAUACGGGCAAAAGAAAAUGGCGGCAAAUCCUCAACCUCUGCCAUUGAGCUCCAAAUGGGAAUCCUCACUGAAGACGAAGAAGAAGCUGACAGCAACCCAUGUUCUCUGUUACCCAUUUCGAGCUUCUCAUUCCAUUCAUGAUAAAGAUAGGGUUUUUAAACAACUGGGUACGUUUGCUUUACGGAAGAAAAUUGAAGAUGCUGUUCUUCGUGGUGAGAUGUUGGCACCAAUAGUGCUUCAACUUGAAGAAGAGAUGCAUGUCUGGAGAGAAGAGAAAAUGCGUGAUUACAACUUUUGGGAUGAUCCUGUUAAAUCAAAUGAAAUGCUUGCCAAUUUAGCUGAUCGUGCCAAAGUUAUUGAUACUCUCAAAGACCUUGUAUAUAAGAUUGAAGAAGCAAAGCUCAUUAAGGAGCUGGCGGAAACUGAUGCCGUAAAUUAUGGACUCAUUAAGCAAGCAUAUAAUGCAUCAGUUGACGUUAGCAAGUUCUUAGAUCAGUAUGAGAUGUCCAAAAUUUUGAAAGGGCGUUAUGACAUUCAUGGAGCAUCACUUGUUAUUCAAGCUGGAGGCAAAGGCAUCUACUCAGAGAUAUGGGCAGAACGACUUCUAAGCAUGUAUGUCAAAUGGGCUGAAAAGCAAGGUCACAAAACAAGAGUAUUGGAGAAGUGCUCCUCGAACAGUGGAGGCAUCAAGUCUGUCACCAUUGAGUUUGAGUUUAAGUAUGCUUAUGGUUUUUUAAUUGGAGAAAGAGGUGUUCACCGCAUGAUGAGUUCACUUGAAAAAACAAGUAACCAUGAGGCCAGCUUAGCAGCUGUUGAUGUUAUUCCUCUGUUUCUUGAGACGGUGUAUGACUUUCCGUUGGAUGAUAAAGAUCUAAUUAUAUCCUUUUUAUUGAGUGAAAAUGAGAUAGGGCCAGUUGUACCUGUUGUUCACAUUCAGCAUGCUCUUACAGGCAUAUGCGUGCAAUCCUCAGGUGAGAGGAAUAAGUUUGCGAACAAGAUGAAAGCACUUAACCGGUUGAAGGCAAAGCUUCUUGUGGUGAUGUCAGAGCAAGGAAUUUCUGACAUGAGCAGCAUUGAGACGGAUGCAAUUGUAGAUGUAUGGAGUCAAGAUACACGAAGGUACAUAUUGCAGCCAUACAAACUAGUCGAAGAUUUAAAAACUGGUGUUCAACUACCUGACUUAAACUCUGUAUUAGAAGGAAAUAUUAACCUGCUUAUUUCUGCCCAUUCAAGUCUAAGACAUGCUAGUGAAAAAUUCUAAAGAAUGUGCCUCCUUUAUUUUAAGUUUUGAAUAUAAUUUACGGUUUACCCCUCGUGUUUUCCAA